Messenger RNA from Esox lucius (northern pike), 1004 nucleotides. RefSeq lists its product as uncharacterized. Bases 123 to 617 code for a protein of 164 amino acids. NCBI's taxonomy places the organism in Eukaryota, Metazoa, Chordata, Actinopteri, Esociformes, Esocidae. The record is from RefSeq and is a predicted model, not a curated record. The transcript is spliced from 5 exons.
AGCUGAGGGCACAGCUGGCUCUACAAUCAGCUUUAGAUAAGCGGCUGACUGAAGAGAAUGUUGAGUUGAAGGCACAGCUGGCUUUACAUUCAGGUCCAUGUAAUUCACUUCAGUUGAGCCACAUGGGCACAAUUAGUGAAGAAUUGCGCAAGCUGUCGAACAACAUGGCCACAGUGCUUGCUUGUGUCCAAGCAAAUGGCUCGUUGGGGGAGUUGUCAUUACUCAAUGUUCAGGGUAUUCAGCUCCCCUUGGACAACCUGGAAGACCUGUGGCACUUUGAUUCACAGUUGAGGCAAGAAACUGACAUUCAGAACAAACUGGUUCGCUGUUUGGCUGUUAAGGCUUGCAGGGAGCUGAAAUACACAGUGUGGCGGAUGCUACCAUGCAUCAUUACAAAUGCUCUCGCCCUCUUGAUCACCUGGACUGGAGCUGGGAACAAGGCCAGCUUUAAGGACCUUUUCCUCAGGACUGUUCUUCAAAGAGCAAUAAGGAACAAUCCUUCCACCCAGGAUGCCACUGACGAGGCUAUCCAGCACCAGGUCACCAGGUACCUGAAAGGGGCAGGUGACCGUGCUGGAGGGAGAAGGCGUCGCGGAGAUACAAGGGACCUGCCGUGAAUAUAAAUGACAUGAUUUAAACGCUAGGAUUCCAGCCCUUGCUUAUUUAAUAUUGUAUUAUGUUUAUUUUGUACUUUUUCAAAUUCAAAUGCUUAGAUUUUUCUGUUGCUGGAUAGGUGUAUAUUGUUAAGUAAAUGUUUAUUUGAGGGAUGUGCAUUACAAAUAUUUUCAGUAUCGUUAAUUCUUCAGCUUUUGUCAUCGAAUAGUCGACCCCACCCACUUGCGCCAAAAAGAGGUACGAAAUGAAAAACAUAGUUAUGUAAAUUGUAUUGUUAUGCAAUAAAUUCUAAAUUGUAUUUAAAAAUGUGGUUAAUCUAAUGUUUUGGUAUAAACUAUUAGGCUAGAUAUACUUUUACUUGGGUGACUUUCAGAUUCAGAAAUGCCAUA